CGUCUCCGGCGAAGUCGUCGUCGGCGGCGGCGCCGCCAUGAAUGUGUUCGCGGGGGUCGGCGGCAGCGCGGGGGAGCGCGGCGGGGCGGGCGCGGGGUCCGGGGCGGCGGCGAGGGACGCGGGGUCGGCGGACUUCGGGGCGCUGCUGGAGCUGACGCCGCACAAGAUGGCGGUGUGCCACCUCGUGCAGGUCUUCGCGCCGCCGGCGCAGCAGCAGGCCCCGCCGUUCCCCUUCGAGUCGUCCGCCCACCACAACCGCCUCGGGCUCUUCCUCUUCGCCCUCACCCGCUCAUGUGAGGAUUUCCUGGAACCGCCGCUGGAAGAGCUUUUGAGGCAGUUGAAGGCGGUAGAUGACUUAGUUAAUGGUUGGCUUUGUGAGCAGCUGACAACCACACUGGCUGGGCUUAACUCACCAGACGAUUUGUUCAACUUUUUUGAUAAGCUAAGAGGUGUGCUCACUUCACCGGAGGGUGGAAAUGUGGGAGAUGAAUUUCUGGAUCCAAAUAGUCAGCUUGGAGUUUUUCUUCGUUGCUGUAUACUGGCCUUCAAUUCAAUGACUUUUGAGGGUGUCUGCCAUCUGUUGGCAAAUCUUGUGGCGUACUGUAACUCUGCUGACGCUUCAUAUGAUUUGGCAGAAGAUGAGGACUUUAAUAGUGAAAUAGAAAUGAGCGACCCGAUGGAUGCAGAUAUAGGUGUUAGAUCUGGGGUAUUUGACAGAUAUACUCAAGGCUAUGCCACUGGGAGCCAUAUGGGGGAGAGCUCUUCGUCUCUAAUCCAAGCACCAAUCUCACUCCAUAAUUUUGAUGAAGCCGAUAUUUUCAAAGCAGAGGAUAGUCCAACUUGUCUGAGAUCAAGGUGGCAAUUAGAGGCAUAUCUGAACCAGCAAGCUGACGUUCUUGAAAAGGAUCCCAGCUCGGUGCCUUUGAAUUCAUUUAACAACACUAUGACACAGCUUCAGACAUUAGCUCCGGAGCUUCAUCGUGUCCAAUUCUUGCAAUACUUGAAUGCUCUUUGCCAUGAUGACUAUGUUGCUUCGUUGGACCAUCUUCACCGCUAUUUUGAUUACAGUGCUGGGAUGCAAGGUCUUUUCAGUCGUUCUUUAUCUCCUCACCAAGAUAAUAUUGUCGGAAAGUAUGAGAGCGCUCUGCUCUGCUUAGGCAACCUGCAUUGUUAUUUUGGACAUCCAAAGAAAGCCCUAGAGGCAUUCACAGAAGCAGUGCGUGUUUCUCAAAUGAACAAUGAUGACUCGUGCCUUGCAUAUAUAUUAGGAGCCAUUUCCAAUCUAUUAUCAAAGAUAGGUAUAUCAAGCACAGUUGGAUUAAUUGGUUCUCGAUAUUCACUUGGAAACAAUAUUGGACUGGGCACACCAUUGUCCAUUCAGCAGCAGUUGCUUGUUCUUUUGAAGCGAUCCCUUAAGAGAGCUGAUAUGCUGAAACUUACAAGCUUACUAUCCUUUGAUCACAUCUCUCUUGCAAAAUUUGAUUUGAAGCAUGUCCAAAGGCCGUUGGUGUCCUUUGGCCCUAAUGGUUCUACAAAGCUUAGAACCUGUCCUGCAGAUGUCUGCAAGAAUUUAAGAUUAAGUUCCCAUGUGCUGUCCGACUUCGGCACAGAUAGCUUAUCAAUUUCGAAUGAUAAUGGUAGUUUCAGUACCUCAUGGCUUAGGAAUCUGUCUGAUGCUUCCAGAUCUUGGUCUAAUAGCUCAGCAAAGACUAGAAAACUUAUUGCAAAUGACUUUGACAAUUUCCACUUUCAUGCACAACCAAGUCCAAUACCUACAUCAGUAUUGCAAUUAGCCGGCUCAGCACAUUUGAUGAGGGCCACUGCCUGGGAGCACUAUGGAAGUGCUCAGAUGGUUCGAAUGAAUACGCUGGUCUAUGCAACCUGCUUUGCUGAUGCUGCAAGUUCAUCGGAGCUGUCACUGGCAUAUGUCAAGCUAAUUGAACAGUUAGCAGUCUUCAAAGGAUAUUCAGCGGCAUUCUGUGCGCUCAAGCUUGCCGAAGAGAAGUUCCCAUCCUCGAUGAAUUCACAGAUCCACCUUCUCAAAAUGCAAUUGCUACAUGAGCGUGCCUUGCAUCGAGGACACCUGAGAAUUGCGCAACAAAUCUGUGAUGAAUUUGGGGUGCUCUCAUCUUCUGUCAGUGGAGUAGACAUUGAGCUAAAGACUGAAGCUAGUCUACGGCGUGCCCGCACGUUACUCGCUGCAAAAGAGUUUAGCCAGGCAGCAGCUGUGGCGAAUUCCCUUUUCACUACAUGCCACAAGUACAACAUGCAAGUAGAGAAUGCAAGUGUCCUUUUGUUACUUGCCGAAAUACAUAGAAAGUCCGACAACGCGGUCCUUGGUCUCCCUUACGCAUUAGCCAGCCAAUCGUUUUGCAAAUCGUUUAAUUUGGAUCUGCUUGAAGCUUCGGCCACACUUACUCUCGCUGAACUGUGGCUAGCUCUUGGAUCAAACCACGCGAAGAGGGCCCUAAGUCUUGUUUAUCAAAGCCUUCCUAUGAUUCUCGGCCAUGGCGGUCUUGAGCUGCGUGCUCGGUCUCAGUUAGUCUUAGCAAAAUGCCAUUUAACUGAUCCAGAAUUUUCAGUUUCUGAAGAUCCCUGUGCUGUUCUGGACCCUCUAAAUCAAGCAGCUGAAGAUCUGCAUGUUUUGGAGUACCACGAGAUGGCGACAGAGGUGUACUAUCUGAAGGCCAUGGCGUAUAACCACCUGGGCAAGUUAGACGAGAGGGAGGAAGCCGCGGCUCGUUUCAAGGAGCACGUUACCACCCUUGAGAACCCGCGCGACGAGGAGGAUUCACUUGCUUACUGACAUUGCACAGUUAAUCAACCGCUCUGGUAGGACGGGGCCAUGUAUUGCAGCGAGGUAGCAGCAGGAGCACAAACAGAAGUGCCUGCUUUGUCCACCUGAUCUCAAGACUCCUUCCAUGACUUCCUCUGCAAAGUCGCCUCAUCGGUUGGGCGGGCGAGGACCUUGGCAUGCACACUGGCUGAAUUUCAGCACUGUUCGAGGGAGCUUUGUACGAGGAAGAACAACUGGGUGGUCUCACCAGCUACUCAUGGCCUGAUGCAUUCUAUUGCUGAAUGAAUGUAUAUCAGUCCAUCUCAACUUUCGGCACAGUUCGAGAGAGCUUUGUAUGAGUUGUAAAAUCAAUUGAAUUUUGUUCCUGCGCCGUCUCAGCUUUCUAUCAGUCAA
Hordeum vulgare subsp. vulgare (domesticated barley) is the source of this 3190-nucleotide messenger RNA. Its product is annotated as anaphase-promoting complex subunit 5. The coding region runs from base 38 to 2806 and encodes 922 amino acids. Gene Ontology annotation, biological process: positive regulation of mitotic metaphase/anaphase transition; protein K11-linked ubiquitination; anaphase-promoting complex-dependent catabolic process. NCBI's taxonomy places the organism in Eukaryota, Viridiplantae, Streptophyta, Magnoliopsida, Poales, Poaceae. Gene Ontology annotation, molecular function: protein binding. The transcript is spliced from 20 exons. The record is from RefSeq and is a predicted model, not a curated record. Gene Ontology annotation, cellular component: anaphase-promoting complex.